UUUAUAAGCUCACCCGGCUUCCUAGCUCUCCCACCGCCACCCUCUCCCCUCACGCAGACAUUCCCAAAGUCUCUCCCCACCGCCCCCGGUGGAGGUUCCUCCCGACCCUCCCGCCUUUUUUAGAAACACACACACGCAAACCCCAGGAAGUUUGUGCCUCUUGACUUUCCCCUUCUUUCUCUCUCUCUCCCCCUGCCUGCCUGCCUGCGAAUGUUAUUGGUCAACACGCUCUCCCAGCACUGGGCUCCUUCUAUAGCAGCUCUGUUGACUAAUCGAAAGUUGGCCUGAGUUUCAGUUUCUUUUCCCCAUCCAAGGUAAUCACUUCGAAGAACUCGCCUUCGACACCUCUGCACUUCAGUGUCAUGCAAAACGUCGAGGCAGUCAGAAAGAGCUUGUGGUGACCCAGCGAGAUUGGCUUGAUGCAUCAGACCCACCAACAGUUUUUUGUAGAAAUAAAUGCAACCAAAGUACACUCAGGCUAAGAGAACGUUUACAAUUUAGUAGCCACCAGACAUCUCCCCACAUUGCCACUGGAGAAUGUCAGAAUUCCACAGAAACAAAGGAAAUAAGCCUUCAGAUCUCGAUGAAGCUGUUGCCCGUUUUCUCAAAGAAUUUCCUGCCAAGAGAGAAGAGAUUGAGAAGUGUAUCAAAUGUCUCCUGGAAAUGGCAGAUGACAUUGACAAGACCCAUAAGGACUGUACUAUUGCCAGCAUUACUGCCGGCUCUACAAGUGCAGUUUCUGGUGUCUUGAACAUCCUGGGAAUAGCUUUGACCCCUUUCACAGCAGGCACGAGUUUAAUCCUGAUGGCCACUGGUUUGGGCUUGGGGUUAGCAUCAGGAGCUACUAGUGUUUCUGCUAGUGUGUCUGAGCGUAUUAUUCAUUCGAAGGACAAGAAAAAAGCACAAGAGCUGAUGAACGAAUGUGAGGAAAGCCUACGAAUGGUGCUGAGCCUUGAGCAAAUUGGUUUCAACUGUAAAUUGCCUCCACAUAGUGAAGCUACUGGGAAAACCGUUCAAAUGACCCAUACAGCAGUCAUUUCUGGUUGUCAUGUUGCUAAUCACAUUCCAAAAAUGAUUGAUCAGGUGGCAGGAAUUGCAACACAUGUAGAAGCACUGGAGUGUGCUAAAGCUAAUCCUGCCUUGAAGGCUUUAGCCAAACAAGCUACAGCUGCAAGAAGCGUAGCCCGAGAUGCAAUCAAGGGAAUUGAUCAAGUCGACGAUGCAUUUAAAGGAACUGCCCUUGCAAUGAGCAAAGGAGCUAGAGUGGCAGGUGCUGCAUUGUCUGGGGUGUUUCUUGCAGUGGAUGCUUAUUGCAUUGCUAAGGAUGCCACGGAUUUGUCAAAAGGUGCCAAGACAGAAAAGGCAGCAGAGAUCAGAGCCAAGGCUGAUAAGUUGGAGGAGAUAGUGCAGAAUCUCAAUGAGUUCUAUGAGGAACUGAGAAAAGUAUGGGAUUGAGGCAGACCCAAACCACACUGUGAGUGCAUCAGUUAUGUAAUGUUGGCCCAGGUAGAAGAGCACAGAGGGAAACGCAGUGCAAGUAUGACUGGUUGCAAGUAAGAGCUUGCCUUUGAGCCCACUAUGGCAGUGAAGAAGCGAUAGUUCUCUGCCACCUGCAUAUCCUCACAGUGCUGUUCAAUUGAGCUUUUCUGAAUGGUUUGUGACCUCUAUCAGCUGCUAAUAAUCUUCAUGAAGCCUCAGAGCCCAUUGCGAGUUGUUUGCUAAGUAUUCCUCAGAUAAAACUGCCCUGAUUUGCCUUGACUUGGAUAUUUUCAGAGCACCGUCUAGUCAAUUCCUGAGGGGUGGUGAUUCAUCUAGAGCAGAAGGUGGUGUUCAAUUUAUUUUGGAUAGGGUUGCGCUCCCCCUAAAAUAUUAGAUAUGAAGGUUGAAGAUGCUGUUAGAUCUGGCCUUAUCAUUAGAACCCCAUGUGGCUGCUAUGGCACAAAGCACCUUUGAGAGCAUGGGCUAGUGCCAACUAAACCUCUCCUGGACAGAGAUACCGCAACCAUAGUUGUCCAUACACUGAUACAUCUUAUCUAGAUUACCGCAAUGUACUGUACUUGGGGCUACUUUUGCAGACAGUCUAAAAACGACAACUCACUGUUCUGUGAACACUAACACUAUUCUGUGACACAGUGUAUAAAUAAAAAUGCUUAAUUAGA
Messenger RNA from Rhineura floridana, 2159 nucleotides. Its product is annotated as apolipoprotein L2-like. Gene Ontology annotation, cellular component: membrane; extracellular region. Lineage: Eukaryota; Metazoa; Chordata; Lepidosauria; Squamata; Rhineuridae. Gene Ontology annotation, biological process: lipid transport; lipoprotein metabolic process. Gene Ontology annotation, molecular function: lipid binding. The transcript is spliced from 4 exons. The coding region runs from base 538 to 1455 and encodes 305 amino acids. The record is from RefSeq and is a predicted model, not a curated record.